AUGUUGAGCAUGCUUCUUUCCAUACUUAUUGUUUCAACAACUGUGGCUCAGGAAAGCUUUGUUUCAACUAUUGCAGGUGGAGGUGUAUGUGAUGGUUAUUUAGCAACUCAAGCCUCAUUGGCAUAUCCUGGAUCACCAACUAUUGGUCCAGAUGGUUCAAUUUAUAUAGCAGAUAGUUCAAAUCACAGAGUUCGUCAAGUUUAUCCGAAUGGUACCAUUACUACCAUUGCAGGAACUGGAAUUUCAGGUUAUAAUGGUGAUGUCAUUCCAGCAACGAGAGCUCAAUUGAAAAAUCCUGUAUCAGUUGCUGUUAAUUCGAUUGGAGAAGUUUUCAUAAGUGAUAAUGGAAACAAUAGAAUUAGAAAAGUAUUGACUAAUGGUACAAUUAUUACUUUUGCAGGAAGUGGACAGACAACUUUUUCAGGAGAUUAUGGAUUGGCCACCAAUGCAGGAAUUAACUAUCCCUAUGGUAUUGCACUCACUAGUAUUGAAGAAUUGAUUAUUUCCGAUGUAAAUCAUAAUAGAAUUCGUAAAGUUUUAACCAAUGGAACCAUCUAUACCAUUGCAGGAAACAAUAUUCAAGGUUACAAUGGAGAUAACAAGUUGGCAACAAGUGCUUCCUUGUUUCUGUCCUUUGGUGUUAGUGUUGAUGCAAAUGAUAAUGUCUACAUUGCGGACACUGACAAUGAUAGAAUUCGUAAAGUUUUAACCAAUGGAACCAUCUAUACCAUUGCAGGUAUUGGAAAUAGUGGAUUUUCUGGGGAUGGAGGUUUGGCAACUGCAGCCAAGAUUAGCUCUCCUGAAGGCGUUUCAGUUUCUCCUGAAGGCGAAGUUUAUUUUGCAGGAACUAGUUAUGGAUUCUUAGAUAACACAACUGCCAGUCUUGCACUGCUAGGAAAUCCUGGACAAAUGUUCAUUGACAAGAAUAGUGGAGAUGUGUAUUUUGCUGAUAAAGGAAGUCACAGAAUUAGAAAGAUUUCUAAUGGAUUUAUUACUUCUGUUGCUGGUUCAGGUUCUGCAACUUUUUGUGGCGAAAACAUUGCUUCAAGUGCAUGUGCUUUAGCUAAACCAAAAGGUGCAGUCAUUGAUUCAUUAGGAAAUAUUUAUAUUGCUGAUACAAACAAUAAUCGUGUGAGAAAGAUAUCAUAUUUGGAUGGUACCAUUAACACCAUUGCUGGAACAGGAAGCAAUGGUUAUAAUGGAGAUGGUAUCUUGGCAACAAGUGCACAACUUAACAGACCUUCAAGUGUUGCUAUGGAUUCGGUUGGUAAUGUGUUUGUUGCAGGUGUUGGAUCUAGUGGUUUUAAUGGUGAUAUUUUGGCAACAGAUGCAAAAUUGAGCAACCCUGUUUCAGUCACUAUUGAUUCGAAUGAUAAUGUUUACAUUGCCGAUACUUACAAUCAUAGAAUUCGAAAGAUUUUACAGAAUGGAAAUCUAACAACAAUUGUUGGAUUAGGAUCGAGUGGUUUUAAUGGUGAUUAUCUAUUAUCAAACGGAACCAAAUUAAACUAUCCACAAUCCAUAGCAUUUGAUUCGAAUGGUAACAUGUAUAUUGCAGAUAUGAACAAUAAUCGAAUUAGAAAAAUGUUAACUAAUGGAACUAUUAUCACAGUAGCAGGAACAGGCGUUUCAGGUUAUAACGGAGAUGGAAUAUUGGCAACUGUUGCUCAACUCAAAUAUCCACAAGGAAUUGCAAUUGAAAAUGAUGAAUUGAUUAUUGCUGAUUCUUCAAAUCAUAGAAUUCGUAAAGUAUUAACAAAUGGAACAAUUAUCACCCUUGUAGGAACAGGUACUUUGGGAUACAGUGGAGAUGGUCUGGUUGGAGCCAAUUCACAAAUUAAUAACCCAUCAGGAGUCGUUGUAAAACAAAAUGGUGAACUAAUUGUUAUUGAUUCGGAUAAUAGUAGACUCAGAUUGAUUUCCACACCUCGUCAAUGUAAUGGAACAUUGGCAAGUGAUUCAAAUGUGUGUAGUGGUGUUGGUAUUUGUAGUGCACCUGAGACAUGUGAUUGUGGAAACUUGUUUGGUGGUCAAUUCUGUGAAUAUUCCAAAUGUUUCGGUAUUCUUUCGAAUUCAUCAAGUGUUUGUUCAUCACAUGGAAUGUGUAUUUCCCCAAAUACUUGUUCUUGUAAUUCUGGUUUUUAUGGAUUGAAUUGUCAAGUUAUGAAAUGUUUUGGAAUUGAAAGUAAUGACACUUUAGUUUGUUCUGGAAAUGGAAAGUGUGUUUCUAUUGAUUCAUGCCAAUGUUCAAAUGGUUGGUCAGGUUCAGAUUGUUCAAUUCUUUCAUGUUUUAAUAUCAUGGCCAAUGAUACUGCUCAAGUUUGCAGUGGACAUGGUAAUUGCUCAAGUGUGGAUAAAUGUGAUUGUGAAUUUGGAUGGUCAGGAUUGAAUUGUUCUGUAAACUCCACAAUUCCAGAAACCAGCAACUCCACAAUUCCUAAUAACGACACCUCAAUCAAUACCAAUGGUACUAUUUUAAACAAUUCUUCCACUACUAAUGCCACUAGUUCAAAUACUACCAUCCCAACUACUAAUCAAACUUCACCUCACUUGAAUAAUUCUUCAACAAUUCCAGAAACAAGCAACUCCACAAUUCCAAAUAACGACACCUCAAUCAAUACCAAUGGUACUAUUUCAAAUAAUUCUUCCACUACUAAUGCAACUAGUUCAACAAAUAAUUCUUCCACUACUGAUAGCAAUAACAGUACACAAACAAAUUCCACUCUUACUGGACAAAAUUCGUGGAAAUGUUUCGACAUUCCAAAUUCGGAUUCGACAGUUUGUGGAGGUCAUGGAAUUUGCAUUUCUCAAGAUGUUUGUCAGUGUAAGGCCACUUCAGAAGAUGGAUAUUGGACUGGAUCAAAUUGUACUUCAUGUCAAACUAAUUAUUGUGGAAGUGGAUGUAGAAGUAACAUUUGUUCGACCAAUAAUAACAUGUAUGCAUUAUUUACCUUAAUGGCUGUUCCAGUAGUUGGAGGAAUUGGAUUAAUAGCAGGUUUGGCAUUUGGAUUGAGAUGGUGGUUAUUGAAACGUCCACAAAUGAUGAAAACUUCCACCCCUUCUGUAGUUUAA
Naegleria gruberi is the source of this 3072-nucleotide messenger RNA. RefSeq lists its product as uncharacterized. Gene Ontology annotation, cellular component: membrane. Lineage: Eukaryota; Heterolobosea; Eutetramitea; Acrasida; Naegleriidae. The transcript is spliced from 5 exons. Bases 1 to 3072 code for a protein of 1023 amino acids. Gene Ontology annotation, molecular function: protein binding. The record is from RefSeq and is a predicted model, not a curated record.